AUGAAGCAUGGGGUUGCGUUCCGCAAAUUCUCGAGGCCGACAGCCCACCGCAUGCUCAUGUUGAGGAACCUUGUCACGUCCCUCAUCCACCACGAGCAGAUCAAGACGACCCUCCCCAAGGCCAAGGAUGCGGCAAGGUUGGCGGACAAGCUCAUCACCUUAGGCAAGAAAGGCGACCUCCCGGCAUUCCGUAAGGCCACCGGCUUUCUCCUGGACCAGAACCUCGUCCCCAAGGUCUUCGGUGACCUCGCGAAGCGAUACGCCGACCGCCCCGGAGGGUACACGCGUGUGCACAAAUACGGGAACCGUCCGGGCGACAACGCGCCGCACGCCAUCCUCGAGCUCGUCGACAAUCCGGGCGACAUCCGCUUCCAGCUCACCGCGCGCGCGGUGGGGCUGGACCUUGCCAGCAAGCGGGUAAUGGAGAACGGUAUUGAUGCGACGGCCAGCACCGGGCUGACGAAGGUGGAGAGCAUCCUCGACCGCGAGAAGGAGAUCGAGCACAGCAGCGGGCUGCGCGGGGAACUCCGGCCCAUCACGAGGCGGAACUUGCAGAAGGUGCUGAAGUACAGGGAGCCGGAGGCGACGAGGGAGAUGUCUGCCAUUGCGACGGACCACGCCGACACCCUGCUGGCGCAGCCUACGCUUGUUCAAAAGCUCGCGUCGGAGCGCUUUGGGGGGCGACAGUUUGCCCACUCACAUCUGGACAGGGGUUCCAGGUUUCACCGAUGGGGUGCACGCCCCAAGCUCGGUGUAGACGCCACUACUGUAUGA
Molecule: messenger RNA, 774 nt
Organism: Epithele typhae
Lineage: Eukaryota; Fungi; Basidiomycota; Agaricomycetes; Polyporales; Epitheliaceae
Product: mitochondrial ribosomal protein L17
Exons: 4
Coding region: 1-774 (257 amino acids)
Biological process (GO): translation
Cellular component (GO): mitochondrial large ribosomal subunit; ribosome
Molecular function (GO): structural constituent of ribosome
Source: RefSeq, a predicted model, not a curated record